Messenger RNA from Leguminivora glycinivorella, 948 nucleotides. RefSeq lists its product as uncharacterized. NCBI's taxonomy places the organism in Eukaryota, Metazoa, Arthropoda, Insecta, Lepidoptera, Tortricidae. Bases 255 to 599 code for a protein of 114 amino acids. The record is from RefSeq and is a predicted model, not a curated record. The transcript is spliced from 2 exons.
GGCCCAACGUCCUAUUUUUAGGACUGAGAAAAGUCGCCCUUCCGGUCCAAGCUAGUAUUUAAAUCUAUCAAUUAGCGGCCCAAGGUCCUAAAAUUAGGUCAUACGCUUCUAACACGUACCGAUCCCUAAUAUUUGCGUGAAACGAAACGUUUGUGUCUUAAAUAUGGCGGAACUGAACGCAGCCACUUGAUGGAGCUGGCAGUUUGACAUUUGACAAUCAAAUGUCAGUUCUUUGACACGCGGAAGUUGAGAAGAUGGCAUCCUCGCGUAAACGUGGUUUGAUGGAUGCGGAAUUAGAAAAAUAUUUAAAUCUAAACGAGUCCGACUUAGAACUUAGUGAUUUUGAUGAUGAUUUACUUGAUGCGGAUUUUCAACCCUCAAGCCGUUAUCUUCAGUCAUCUCACUCCUCAUCUUCGUCGUCUGAAGAUGAAAACGAAGUAGUAUUUCCAGAGACUCAGACAGUUACUAGUCCGAUUGGAAACAGAAAUGUUGCAUCUGCAGAAUCUCACAUUUCACGCCGUUCUCGUGGAGGUCCAAGGACUCGAAGCUGUUCACGUGGUCGGGGUCGGGGAAGGUCAUCGCAUGGACGCGAUGUUUGACGAUUUUUUGUUGAUAUUUAGAUACAUAUAUAAGUUUUGAUUAGUUAUUGGUUAAGUGCAAUGUACUAUCUACGUUUACUUAAAUAAACAUGACUAUACGAUAAUGUUCGUUUUUAUUUCAUUAUUUCUUUAGUUUAAGGAAAUGUACAGGAAUAGACUACAAAAUAUUUCAAAUACUUGCUACUUUUAUGUAUGUAAUGUAUACAUAAAAGUAACACACAUUCAUAAAAUACCGUCCCAGUGACCUAAAAAUAGGACAUUUCUUUUUCGACUCAUUUUACAUUAAUAUUGUUCAUAAUACUUACCUUUAAAGUAUACAAUAAGACUUUACCUAAAAACUUGCAGGUUU